AACGGUUCUUCUCAUUUUCAUUUCAUUUUGAAAACUUAGUUUUGUGGAGCCGAGUAAUUACCAGCUACAUCCAUCUUCAUCAUCAUCACCACCAAAUCUCAUGGAUACCGGCGAUUCUCAAGACGCAAAGCAAAGUCCUGCUGAUAUGACAGCAUUUGUGCAAAAUCUUCUUCAGCAGAUGCAAAGUAGGUUCCAGACCAUGUCUGACUCCAUUGUUACAAAAAUUGAUGAUAUGGGAACUCGUAUAAAUGAGUUGGAGCAGAGCAUCAAUGACCUGAGAGCUGAGAUGGGUGUGGAGAGCUCACCAUCACCAGCGGGCGCCGAGAAGCCAAAGGAAGAAGAGUUGAAAAAAGAAGAGGGUUCAGAUUAAAGUGACGUUUUAAUUUCAAUCUCUCAUUGUUCUUGUCUUGCAUUGCACAAUGAUUGAUUGGUAUGGUGCAUCAACUAUCUUUGUCUAAGUAGUGUUCAGAAAAUUAACGUGUUGUGUUGUGUUGUGUGGCUGAGUACAGCUGAUCAUUUGUAGCUAAAUCACCUUAUAGUUUUUAUGAUUUAGCAAUACUCCUACAAUUUUAUAUUACAGUCACUUUGUUGCUCUA
Messenger RNA from Trifolium pratense (red clover), 596 nucleotides. RefSeq names its product heat shock factor-binding protein-like. The coding region runs from base 101 to 370 and encodes 89 amino acids. NCBI's taxonomy places the organism in Eukaryota, Viridiplantae, Streptophyta, Magnoliopsida, Fabales, Fabaceae. The transcript is spliced from 5 exons. Gene Ontology annotation, cellular component: cytosol; nucleus. Gene Ontology annotation, molecular function: transcription corepressor activity. The record is from RefSeq and is a predicted model, not a curated record. Gene Ontology annotation, biological process: cellular heat acclimation.